AUGAAGGAAUCCGAAUCAGUUUCGGAUUAUAUUUCAAGAGCCUUGGCGGUUGUCAAUCAAAUGAAGAGAUAUGGUGAAGAGUUGAAUGAUGAUAGGGUCGUUGGAAAAAUAUUACGAUCCCUAGAUUCAAAAUUUAAUUAUAUUGUUGCCAUUGAAGAGUCCAAGGACUUGGACACCAUGACCAUAGAAGAACUCACGGGUUCUUUGCAAGCACAUGAAGAAAAGUUGAAAAAACUGAAACUAGAGUCGGUUGAACAAGCUUUGCAAGCAAAACUUUCUUCAAAGGAGAAAGAUGAAAAGUGUGGCUCACAACAAAGAGGUCGUGGGCGUGGAAGAGGUCGUGGAGGAAGAGGUGGUAGUCAACCUCCGACCAAAGAAAAUAGAGUCAAGACUCCAACCAAGGAAGAGGCCGCGGAAGAGGUAGAUGAUGGAGGUCAAAUCAAGGAAGAUGAAGAUGACACUUUACUCAUGGCAUGUAAAGAAGAAGAAAGUGUAGAAAGAAAUAAAUGGUACCUUGAUUCCGGUGCAAGCAGCCAUAUUUGGGGGAAGAAGCAUUUAUUUGCUGAGUUUGAUUAA
Molecule: messenger RNA, 576 nt
Organism: Lycium barbarum (goji berry)
Lineage: Eukaryota; Viridiplantae; Streptophyta; Magnoliopsida; Solanales; Solanaceae
Exons: 2
Coding region: 1-576 (191 amino acids)
Source: RefSeq, a predicted model, not a curated record